Messenger RNA from Marmota flaviventris (yellow-bellied marmot), 981 nucleotides. NCBI's taxonomy places the organism in Eukaryota, Metazoa, Chordata, Mammalia, Rodentia, Sciuridae. The record is from RefSeq and is a predicted model, not a curated record.
GGACCAUCAUCCUUACUACAGAGGAUGGGAAGUUGAUGCCCAGUGAGAUUGGAAGAUCUGUUUUGUUCAUAGACACUCUCCUGUGGAUUCCCUGUGUUUUCUGGUGGUUUCACACCUUGACUCAUUCCUGCAGUUCCAGAACGUUGACUUCAGGCCCUCAUUGCCCUAUUUGGUGAAAGAUGGCAUCCAGCCUGACUUGUACUGGGGUGAUCUGGGCUCUGCUCUCUUUUCUUUGUGCUGCCACCUCCUGUGUGGGCUUCUUUAUGCCUUACUGGCUCUGGGGAUCACAGCUGGGCAAACCUGUGUCCUUCGGUACUUUCCGGAGGUGCUCGUAUCCUGUGCAUGAUGAGAGUCGGCAGAUGAUGGUGAUGGUGGAGGAAUGCGGGCGCUAUGCCUCCUUCCAGGGCAUUCCCAGCGCAGAAUGGAGGAUCUGUACCAUAGUGACGGGCCUGGGCUGUGGCCUGCUCCUCUUGGUGGCGCUCACCGCUCUCAUGGGUUGCUGUGUGUCGGAGCUCAUCUCCAGGACCGUGGGAAGAGUGGCUGGAGGAAUUCAGUUUCUGGGGGGCUUGUUGAUUGGUGCUGGCUGUGCCCUCUACCCCUUGGGCUGGGACAGUGAGGAAGUCCGGCAGACUUGUGGCUACAUUUCUGGCCAGUUUGACCUGGGGAAGUGUGAGAUCGGCUGGGCCUACUACUGCACGGGAGCAGGUGCCGCUGCCGCCAUGCUGCUGUGCACAUGGCUGGCUUGCUUCUCGGGCAAGAAACAGAAGCACUACCCAUACUGAGGUGGAGCCAUCAGGAGAAGCCGAAGAGAAGACAGGCCACAGGGGCUGGAAGGGGCCAAAACUUCCGGCUACUUCUAAAAGGUGGAAUAGUGGUUCUGAUUCAAUACCGUGCUAAUGAAGGGAAACCCGAUGGAACAAGGAACUUUAUUGAGGAAGGGAGGGUGGUGGGAGGCUGGUGACAGAAAUGGAGAAUGAUGGA